Danaus chrysippus (African queen) is the source of this 303-nucleotide messenger RNA. Lineage: Eukaryota; Metazoa; Arthropoda; Insecta; Lepidoptera; Nymphalidae. The record is from the annotation of a GenBank genome assembly.
AUGUCUCCUCUUCAUGGAAAAGACCCUCUCGCAGGACUGGGCGAUGAAACAGAAAACUUUUAUAUAUUAGAAAAGCAAGUAUUUGCUGAACCUAUAAAAGCCAAUGAGACUGAUUCAGAAAUAGUGGUAAUAGAUAAUAAUUUCACAUUCUUGGAUAAAAUUACUGUAGUGAAAAGAGUUGGUCGGAGAAACAAGUAUCACAUAGAUAUUGAGGAUACCACCAAACCUAAAUGUCCAGAGUCUGUCAGUACACCUCCGUUCCCACAGCAACACUCGGCCCCACAAGUGUUCAGUCUGCGGUAA